UAAAGGUUACGCAACUUGUGAAACCAGAAACUCGCUAGCUGCUACUUACAGCUGUUCUGUUACAUGAGUAAAGUUAUUUCUCAAAUGGCUGCAGUGCGAAGAGCUGUCAAUUUGUGCUUGGUGAUCAGAUAUUCUGAUCGUGAUUAAAUAAGUGUUACAUUCUCUGAGUGUUGAACUGCUGAGAAGUCAAGAUUAAGAAAAAAUGACUGAUUUGAAGGAAGAAAGCGGAGAGAAGUUUCCGGAUUUAGAAUCCUUCAGAGCUGAAUGGAGACGGGAGCUUGGCGACAGAAGUGGAGAAUCUCCAGCCUCUGACAGGGAAUUCGACCCAAUUGCUGCCCCUCUUCCAGUGGCCGACGAAGAGAAUAAUGUUGAAGAAGAUAUACAUACAAAGGCUCGGGAAUAUUUCCUUGAAGGUGUCCGACUCGAGGAGCGGGGAAAACUGUAUGACGCGGUUAAAUUCUACAAGAAAGCUGUAGCACUAGUGCCUGACAUUGAAAAUGAGACCUUCUUAUAUACCGGUAGACAAGCAUGUGAUAAUAAGAACAGAAAUGUUGAGGCUACUGGACAGAAUAUGGAGGGUGUAGAGGAUAAUCAUGAAGCUGAACAUGGAAACCUUGUUGAUGAAUUCUCUAGAAUCAAUCUUGAUAAUCAUUCUCUCAUACAGACGGAGUCAUCACAGGUUGGGCGUCAAAAGAAUUUAUGCUCUACACUUUCAAACAAUUUGGAAUAUAUACAGUGUGACCCAUAA
Messenger RNA from Eurytemora carolleeae, 748 nucleotides. Its product is annotated as F-box only protein 9. The record is from RefSeq and is a predicted model, not a curated record. Gene Ontology annotation, molecular function: protein binding. The transcript is spliced from 7 exons. The coding region runs from base 203 to 748 and encodes 181 amino acids. Lineage: Eukaryota; Metazoa; Arthropoda; Copepoda; Calanoida; Temoridae.